Messenger RNA from Saccharomyces kudriavzevii IFO 1802, 1092 nucleotides. It is a transcript of the gene PNG1, whose product is annotated as peptide-N4-(N-acetyl-beta-glucosaminyl)asparagine amidase. Gene Ontology annotation, biological process: glycoprotein catabolic process; protein quality control for misfolded or incompletely synthesized proteins; protein deglycosylation. The record is from RefSeq and is a predicted model, not a curated record. The transcript has a single exon. Gene Ontology annotation, molecular function: peptide-N4-(N-acetyl-beta-glucosaminyl)asparagine amidase activity. NCBI's taxonomy places the organism in Eukaryota, Fungi, Ascomycota, Saccharomycetes, Saccharomycetales, Saccharomycetaceae. Bases 1 to 1092 code for a protein of 363 amino acids. Gene Ontology annotation, cellular component: cytosol; nucleus.
AUGGUAGAGGUACCCGAGGAAAGCAAUAUAGAUUUUGACACAGUGGCCAAGAUGUUUUUGGUGAAGUAUAAGGAUUUCAUUCUAUCAAAAUUUAAGAGAACUGAGCCUGUAAAGAGUAUAAAAUUUCAGAAUUUAAUUCAUUCAAACCAUUUCGCACAAAACCUAUUCGGACAGAGUCAACACCUCUGUAUGAUUUAUGACAAUCCUGCAUGGCAUUCUAUAGUUCUGGAAACUUUAGAUCUGGAUCUUAUAUAUAGAAACGUAGAUAACGAAUUUGCCAAAGAUGGGCUCGAAGAUGGCGAUAUCAUAUAUUCAGAUUACCUAGUAAAGGAAUUACUACGCUACUUCAAGCAAGAUUUUUUCAAAUGGUGUAAUAAACCAGAAUGUGAUCAUUGCGGCCAGAACACUUCAGAAAAUAUGACAUCUAUGGGCACCCAAGGGCCCAAUGCAGAGGAAUCUAAGUUCAAUUGCGGGACUGUUGAGGUCUAUAAAUGUAAUCUCUGUGGAAACGUUACUAGAUUCCCUCGUUACAACGACCCUAUCAAGCUGUUGGAGACAAGGCAGGGUAGAUGUGGUGAAUGGUGUAACUUAUUCACUUUGAUUCUGAAAUCAUUUGGUUUAGAUGCUCGCUACGUCUGGAAUAGGGAAGACCAUGUCUGGUGUGAAUAUUUUUCACCGCACUUGAAUAGGUGGGUUCACGUUGAUUCUUGUGAACAGUCGUUUGAUCAACCUUAUAUUUACUCGGUGAAUUGGGGCAAGAAAAUGAGUUACUGUAUAGCGUUUGGUAAAGAUGGUGUAGUUGAUGUUAGCAAGAGAUACAUUCUUCAAAAUAGGCUGCCCAGAGAUGAAAUUAAGGAAGAGGACCUAAAAUUUUUGUGUCAGUUCAUAACUAAGAGAUUAAGGGCAUCACUAAAUGACGACGAGAUAUACCAAUUGGCAUGUCGCGAUGAGCAAGAAGGGAUAGAGUUAAUUACAGGAAAGGUAAAAGAAACGGAAACAAAGGGGAACGCUACGGCUUCAAAGACUUCUAAUAUUGGCAGAGAAAGCGGAUCGGCGGAUUGGAAAGCUCAACGUGGGGAAGACGGCAAAUAG